This is a messenger RNA of Aphanomyces invadans, 357 nucleotides long. RefSeq lists its product as hypothetical. The transcript is spliced from 4 exons. NCBI's taxonomy places the organism in Eukaryota, Oomycota, Saprolegniomycetes, Saprolegniales, Verrucalvaceae. The record is from RefSeq and is a predicted model, not a curated record. The coding region runs from base 1 to 357 and encodes 118 amino acids.
AUGGGACGAGGUUGCCGUGAACAUGUGCAUGACCGCAACACCAUCAGCUCUUUGCGAGCAUCGGGAACCGAAGAAGAGUACAGCGAGCAUGAGCAGCUCCUGCAAGACAUUGUUGACUUGAUCGAUCAAUCGCACUCUCGAAAGCGCAUGCUAAAGGAAGAGAAGCUUGCCAAGGUCGAAAAGCGCGAGAGUGACGGUGAGAGGCUGAGGGAUGCUGCGAUGCGAGCGCACACCGAGAAGAAAAAGUCGCUUGAUGUGCCAAGCGACAGUGAUGCAGAGUCGGAGGACACCAAGGAGAGGAAACCGCAAAAGAUUCAGAAGCGUAAAGCUGGAAGAAGCAAGAUUUGCCCUGGAUAA